AUGGAGUCGGUAAAACAAAGGAUUUUGACCCCUGGCAAGGAGGGAUUGAAGAAUUUUGCUGGAAAAUCGCUUGGCCAACUCUACAGGAGAGUCCUAGAGAAGCGGCAGAAGCCCGGGGACACCAUCGAGCUGACGGAAGAUGGGAAGCCCAUGGAAAUGCCCGAGAAGAAAGCCCCGCUAUGCGACUGCACCUGUUUCGGGCUGCCCCGGAGGUACAUCAUUGCCAUCAUGAGCGGACUGGGAUUCUGCAUUUCCUUCGGGAUCCGAUGUAACUUGGGAGUGGCCAUCGUGGAUAUGGUCAAUAACAGCACCAUACACCGAGGAGGAAAAAUUAUUAAAGAGAAAGCGAAGUUUAAUUGGGAUCCUGAAACAGUCGGCAUGAUCCAUGGCUCUUUUUUCUGGGGAUACAUAAUCACCCAGAUUCCCGGCGGGUACAUCUCGUCCCGGCUGGCAGCUAACAGAGUAUUUGGUGCUGCUAUACUGCUGACAUCCUCCCUGAACAUGUUAAUACCGUCUGCAGCCAGGGUGCACUAUGGUUGUGUCAUCUUUGUCAGGAUCUUGCAGGGCCUUGUAGAGGGGGUCACCUACCCUGCCUGCCAUGGUAUUUGGAGCAAGUGGGCCCCCCCAUUAGAAAGAAGUAGGUUAGCAACCACUUCCUUUUGUGGUUCCUAUGCAGGAGCUGUUAUUGCAAUGCCUUUAGCUGGAAUUCUAGUGCAAUAUACUGGGUGGUCUUCUGUGUUCUAUGUGUAUGGGAGCUUUGGUAUAGUCUGGUACAUGUUUUGGCUUUUGGUUUCAUAUGAGAGUCCUGCAAAGCAUCCUACAAUCACAGAUGAAGAAAGGAGAUACAUAGAAGAAAGCAUUGGAGAGAGUGCCAACCUCCUAGGUGCAAUGGAAAAAUACAAAACUCCAUGGAGAAAAUUUUUUACAUCUAUGCCAGUCUAUGCAAUAAUUGUUGCAAACUUCUGUAGAAGCUGGACUUUUUACUUGCUGCUUAUUAGCCAGCCUGCUUAUUUUGAGGAAGUGUUUGGAUUUGAAAUAAGUAAGGUGGGUAUCUUAUCUGCUGUGCCGCAUUUAGUGAUGACAAUUAUUGUUCCUAUUGGGGGACAAAUUGCAGACUUUUUAAGAAGCAAGCAGAUUCUUUCAACCACUACUGUAAGAAAGAUAAUGAACUGUGGAGGUUUUGGUAUGGAAGCAACUCUUCUGCUCGUGGUGGGAUAUUCUCACAGUAAAGGAGUGGCUAUUUCAUUCUUAGUGCUUGCUGUAGGCUUUAGUGGAUUUGCCAUAUCUGGAUUCAAUGUCAACCAUUUAGACAUUGCCCCAAGGUAUGCCAGCAUCUUAAUGGGUAUUUCUAAUGGAGUCGGGACCUUGUCUGGAAUGGUUUGCCCUAUAAUUGUCGGAGCAAUGACAAAGAACAAGACACGUGAAGAGUGGCAGUACGUCUUCCUCAUUGCUGCUUUAGUUCAUUACGGAGGUGUUAUCUUCUAUGGCAUAUUUGCUUCAGGAGAGAAACAACCCUGGGCAGACCCUGAACAGACAAGUGAAGAGAAAUGUGGCUUUAUUCAUGAAGAUGAACUCGCUGAAGAGACAGGGGACAUUACUCAGAAUUAUGUAAAUUACGGUACCAAGUCUUACGGUGCUACAACCCAGGUCAAUGGUGGCUGGCCUAGUGGUUGGGAGAAAAAAGAGGAAUUCGUACAAGAGGAAGUACAAGACUCAUACAACUACAAGGAAAGAGAUUAUUCAUAA
Molecule: messenger RNA, 1746 nt
Organism: Colius striatus (speckled mousebird)
Lineage: Eukaryota; Metazoa; Chordata; Aves; Coliiformes; Coliidae
Gene: SLC17A6
Product: solute carrier family 17 member 6
Exons: 13
Coding region: 1-1746 (581 amino acids)
Biological process (GO): synaptic transmission, glutamatergic; regulation of synapse structure or activity; monoatomic anion transport
Cellular component (GO): synaptic vesicle membrane; excitatory synapse
Molecular function (GO): neurotransmitter transmembrane transporter activity; L-glutamate transmembrane transporter activity
Source: RefSeq, a predicted model, not a curated record